GUGACACGCUUGUGGAGGAAGUGGACUGACGGGCUGCAGCCAGGGGCCGCAUUCUACCAAGUAGUUUAGCAAGAUAGCGUAUUAUCUUUAAAGAUUUAAUAUGUCCUGGCUGUUUGGCCUGAACAAGGGGCAGCCCGAAGCACCCCCUACCCUCCCGGCUCCGCCGCCGCCGCCACCGCCUCCGGCUGGCGGCUCCGGUGGCGGCGGAGAUAAACCCAAGGACAAAUGGAGCAACUUCGAUCCGACCGGGCUGGAACGAGCGGCUCAGGCUGCCAAGGAACUCGACACGUCCCGCCAUGCCAAAGAGGCUUUGGAUUUGGCUCGAAUGCAGGAGCAGACCACUCAGAUGGACUACCAGAGCAAAAUUAAGGAAUACGAGGCAGCAGUUGAACAACUUAAAGGAGAUCAGAUAAAAAUCCAGGGAGAGGAGAGAAGGAAGACUCUGAAUGAGGAGACCAAACAGCACCAAGCGAGAGCUCAGUACCAAGACAAGCUUGCUAGGCAGAGAUAUGAGGACCAGCUCAGGCAACAGCAAGUCCUGAAUGAGGAGAAUCUCCGUAAGCAGGAGGAGUCAGUCCAAAAGCAAGAGGCCAUGAGGAAGGCUACAAUACAGCACGAGAUGGACUUGAGGCACAAGAACGAGCUUCUGCGCAUAGAGGCCGAGUCUAAGGCACGCGCCCGCGUAGAGAGGGAAAAUGCUGACAUAAUCCGGGAGCAGAUCCGUCUGAAGGCUGCGGAGCACAGGCAGACUGUUCUGGAGUCCAUCAAGACUGCAGGCACCGUGUUCGGAGAGGGCUUCAGGGCCUUCGUGUCAGAUUGGGACAAAGUCACAGUUACGGUAGCAGGACUGUCAUUUUUAGCUCUGGGAGUGUAUUCAGCCCGCAAUAUAACAGCGGUGGCUGGGCGCUACGUCGAGGCUCGCCUCGGAAAGCCUUCGUUGGUCAGAGAGACGUCUCGUUUCACCGUGGGCGAGGCCAUCAAGCAUCCUAUCAAGAUGGCAAGACGGCUGAAGAGCAAACCCUCGGAUGCCCUAGAGGGGGUGGUGCUGAGUCCUAAGCUGGAAGAGCGUGUCCGUGACGUCGCCAUAGCAACGAGGAACACCAGGCAGAACCACGGCCUCUACAGGAACAUUCUCAUGUACGGUCCUCCGGGCACUGGGAAAACCCUCUUUGCUAAGAAGCUGGCGGUGCAUUCUGGGAUGGACUAUGCAAUUAUGACAGGCGGCGACGUUGCGCCCAUGGGCCGUGACGGUGUGACUGCAAUGCACAAAGUCUUCGACUGGGCUAACACCAGCCGUCGCGGAUUGCUGCUCUUUGUCGAUGAAGCUGAUGCAUUCCUUCGCAAGCGAUCCACCGAGAAAAUAAGUGAAGAUCUCCGAGCCACUUUAAACGCAUUCCUGUAUCGCACCGGCGAGCAGAGCAGCAAGUUUAUGAUGGUGCUGGCCAGUAACCAGCCAGAGCAGUUUGACUGGGCCAUAAAUGACCGUAUAGACGAAAUCAUCAACUUUGCUCUGCCAGGUCCCGAGGAAAGGGAGAGGCUGGUGCGGCUGUACUUUGACAAAUACGUGCUGGAGCCUGCCACUGGAGGGAGGCAGAGGAUGAAGCUGGCCCAGUUCGACUACGGCCAGAAGUGCUCCGAGAUCGCAAGGCGCGCAGUGGGCAUGUCGGGUAGAGAGAUCUCCAAACUGGGUGUCGCCUGGCAGGCGGCAGCGUACUCCUCCGAAGAUGGAAUCCUGACGGAGGCCAUGAUCGACGCGCGGGUCGACGAUGCCGUCAAGCAGCACCUUCAGAAGAUGGACUGGCUGCACGGAGAGGGUGGAGAGGAGGCCGAAGCCAAGGCCAGUUCAUCGCCGCAGGCCGGGGCGGCAGGCAGUGGGGGUAAAAUGGGCUUUAAUCUGCCCCCCAGCGAGGCACCCCAGGCUCAGGAGGUGAUCGCGCCGGUCCUUGAGACGAGCGUGAAAGAAGAAAGCGCAGACACGCCGCAGGAGUUGACGGCGCCCUCCUCAGACAGCACGGGGAAGUCAGCAGAGAGCGAAAGCGACGUCCCGGCCGAAGGGCGGGUCGGUGAAGAUGGUGUCAAAGCAGAAGCCGAGACAACGGGAGAGAGUUUAGGCCAAACCAGUGCCCCCGUUUCUACUGAGGGUGAGGCAGAAAAGGAGGGCAAGACUGUACCUCCCCCAAAAGACGGAACACCGGUUUAGCAUUUGGGGUUGUAUGGACAGGACUGCAAGUGAUUAGAAAAGGAAAGGAAAAAAUACAGGCGCAUACGUCUCGUCUUUCCUGAGUAGUGUCUGUUAAAUAUAUGUCCACAAGUCUGUCUCUGUCCUCAUGGCAGAGGUUAGAGAAGUAGGAGGUGGGAGCAACACACCAAUAUUUUAUCACAACCAAGAUGGCACCUCAAGCUUGUGAAUCAUCCUAAUAUAUUAACAUCUGUAAAGAUUUUAAACAUGUACUUUACAUAAAACCAUUCAUCUGUAAUCAUAGAAAUGUCAAAGCUGUCUGCUGAAAUGAUUAAAUGGGUAUGAUUGUUUUUAUAAAUGGUGACAGUUCCCAUAUUUCUUAUACUUUUUUGAGGCGUACAUGACGUUGUUGAGUCUUAAAGCAGGUGUAAUGUUUAACAGACUCUGACUACUUUAAUUUCCUUUUCAAGGCCAAAUUUUGAGUUGCUUAUGUAUGAAAUAUCUAUCCAUGCCCUUAUUGACACUAAACUGAUAUGACAGUUUAAUAUGUAAUGAGCAAUUUUAGUCUCCCGUCAAGUAAUGGACACACAAGGCUCAGCGUUUUCAAAACCAUCCAGCAUGCCGACUUUCGCCACAAGAGGACACUGUUGCAUAACCUCACACGAACAGGAACAACGUUUGAAUCCGUGGAAACAUAAAAUCUGGGUGAAAAUCUGGGUAUUUUUCGGUGAAAUUCGGUAAAAGCCAAAAACGCUGAGCCUUGUGGACACAGUAUUUGUUCAGGCCCUAGAAAACACCCGACAACGCGUGUAGAGAAGCGGAUGUGUUUGCAGUAUCUUGGCCUCAAGCGUUGAGCUUUAUCGAAGCGUGGAUGUGGUGAAGCACUAGGACAGAUGAGUUAGAGGCUCGGUGGGUUGUCGAGAGGAAAUCCACUCCCCCAGAGACUUGUGGGAAUUCAUUUGGGAGUUGAGCGUUUCUGCUGACGGCUGCAGACGAGUCAUUUCUUCCUCAUGGCAUCAAGGGCGUGAAGCUGAACUUGGCAAUGCUGGGUUAGGCGACUUGGACUCGGUACAUAGCUCUCCAUGGUCCUCCCUGACUAUGUGGUCCUCCCUCCACUUGUGUGUGUGUGUGCCAUAUGUAUGCAGCUGUUUUAUACGCAUUUCAUAUGUGUGUCCUCUUCCAUAUUUGAGCCAUGUAUUUGUUGUGUGCCAUCUGUACGUGUGUUUUAUCAGCUGUGCUGUCAAACCCGGUGCCGAGUUCAUGGCGAGGGCCCGAAGGGAUGUGACUAAAAGGGGUUGAGUCUGGUACUUUACGACAUACACACAUGCCUGCUGUCAGACCAGAACCCACCAGAAAGAUAGUGACCUUUGACCUGUAGUGUCUUAGGCCUCGAGGUCCUCAGUCUUUUCCGUCAUAUCUUCCAAUAACUCUGAGUAGAGGACCACUGUACAGAAGAAGAGGUUCUCCUGUCGAGGCCGGAGGCAGAAAUGGUAGUGGGUCCUGUGCCUUCUGGUGGUUUACGUCUACUCAUCUCUCCCAUUACGGACACUAGUUGAAAUAAAAUAACA
Molecule: messenger RNA, 3747 nt
Organism: Lampris incognitus (smalleye Pacific opah)
Lineage: Eukaryota; Metazoa; Chordata; Actinopteri; Lampriformes; Lampridae
Gene: atad3
Product: ATPase family AAA domain containing 3
Exons: 16
Coding region: 101-2200 (699 amino acids)
Biological process (GO): mitochondrion organization
Cellular component (GO): mitochondrion
Molecular function (GO): ATP binding; ATP hydrolysis activity; zinc ion binding
Source: RefSeq, a predicted model, not a curated record